UGCCCCUAGCGGUCUGGUCGUGAAUCUAUUCCGGGCAGAAGAAAGAGCGGCUCUUACCAGUUUAUUCCCGUCUCCACCGGUGUCUUUCAGGGGGGUUUUAAAAGAGAGAACUGAUCUAAUUGGAUUAUGAUCUAAAGGAUGCUGAUCUAAACAUGAUCGUCAAAAAGAAAAACCCGGGAAAUCUGUGCCUCAUCCUGACACGCCGGCCUGUGAUGAGUGCAGAUUCCUGACCGACCAUGUGCGCUGUUAGGUAACAUAACGGCGCACAGAGGAGCCACUGCUGAGCCUUUUCCCCUCCCAAAGACAAACAGGAUCUGAACUUUGGGGUCAUGGACUCCCUUUCCAUACCGAGAAGAGACAAUUCUUGAGUGUUAUUAGCGGAAACGGUUAAUAAUAGCUGACAAGAAAGCCAAAUUGUUCUCUUGGUGGAGCCUUGUUCUUUACAGAUGAAACCAGCACAGAGAGACACCAUCCUCUGAAAAACAAUGAUUCCCAUCACUGAGCUGAGGUACUUUGUGGAUACUCAGCCUGCGUACCGCAUUUUGAAGCCAUGGUGGGACGUGUUCACAGACUAUCUGUCGGUCGUGAUGCUGAUGAUCGCGGUGUUUGGAGGGACCUUGCAAGUCACCCAGGACAAGAUGAUCUGCCUGCCUUGCAAAUGGGUGGUAAACGAAACCUGCCGAAAGUAUUUCGAGGCUGCCUUCGAGCCACAGGGAAUCCGAUACGACCUUGACAGGCACCAGUACAACUACGUCGAUGCUGUGUGCUAUGAAAACAAGCUUCACUGGUUUGCAAAGUAUUUCCCAUAUUUGGUGCUGCUGCACACGCUGAUCUUCCUGGCUUGCAGCAACUUUUGGUUCAAGUUCCCUUGGACCAGUUCCAAACUGGAACAUUUUGUGUCCAUUCUUUUGAAGUGUUUUGAUUCUCCAUGGACCACACGAGCAUUGUCUGAGACGGUGGUCGAGGAAAGCGAUCCUAAAGCUCUAGGGAAAAUGAACGGCUCAAUUGACAAAAAGGCAUCAUGUGUGAGUGAAGAUGUGGAGGCCAGUGUUUCCAUGCUGUCCACCACCAAGUCUCGUUUUGAGCAGGGGAUCGUUGACCACUCUGAAAAUGGUGUCCUGGACAAAAAAGAGGGUGAACAGGCUAAGGCUCUGUUCGAAAAGGUUAAAAAAUUUAGGCUCCAUGUCGAGGAAGGAGAUAUCGUCUACAGGCUGUACAUCCGACAAACGAUCAUCAAAGUUGUUAAAUUCAUCCUGAUCAUUUGUUACACUGGCUACUAUGUCCACAAUAUACAGUUCAGCGUUGAUUGCAGUGUGGACAUAGAGAAUCUCACUGGCUAUCAGAUGUUUAACUGCGCCCAUCCGCUUGCCACCCUUUUUAAAAUCUUGGCUUGCUUCUACAUAAGCCUUGUUGUUGUGUAUGGGAUGAUCUGCAUGUACACGCUCAGCUGGAUGCUCCGGCGUUCCCUCAAGAAAUACUCCUUUGAAUCUAUCAGAGAAGAGAGCAGUUAUAGUGACAUUCCGGAUGUGAAGAAUGACUUUGCCUUCAUGUUACACAUGAUCGACCAGUACGAUCCGCUCUACUCCAAGCGCUUUGCGGUCUUCCUCUCAGAAGUCAGUGAAAACAAACUCCGCCAGCUCAACCUUAACAACGAGUGGACCCUGGACAAGCUCCGACAACGAAUCACUAAGAACUCCCAAGAUAAAUUAGAGCUGCAUUUGUUUAUGCUUAGUGGAAUCCCGGAUACAGUGUUCGACUUGCUGGAGCUGGAGGUUCUGAAGUUGGAGCUUAUUCCAGAUAUCACCAUUCCUCCUAUUAUUGCCCAGCUCAUAAAUCUGAGAGAGAUGUGGUUGUAUCACACCCCGGCUAAAAUAGAAGCACCAGCUCUCGCAUUCUUGAGAGAAAAUCUGAAAUCCUUGCACAUAAAGUUCACUGACAUCAAAGAAAUACCUCUUUGGAUCUACAGUUUAAAGAAUCUGACAGAGCUGCAGCUCACGGGGAAUCUCAGCGCUGAGAACAAUCGCUACAUUGUGAUCGAUGGAUUGCGAGAACUAAAGGGUCUCAAGGUUUUAAGACUGAAAAGCAACCUGACCAAACUGCCACAGGUAGUCACAGACGUUGGGCUCCACCUGCAGAAGCUCUCCAUCAACAACGAGGGCACCAAACUGAUGGUUCUUAAUAGCCUGAAGAAGAUGGUGAACCUGACCGAACUAGAGCUCAUUCGCUGUGACCUGGAGCGCAUCCCUCAUUCUAUCUUUAGCCUUCACAACCUGCAGGAGAUAGAUCUGAAGGACAACAACCUGAAAACCAUUGAAGAGAUCAUCAGCUUUCAGCAUCUUCAUCGACUCGUAUGCCUGAAACUGUGGUACAACAAGAUCGCCUACAUCCCCAUCCAAAUAGGGACGCUGAUCAACCUUGAGCGCCUCUGCCUGAACCGGAACAAGAUUGAGAAAAUCCCGAGUCAGCUGUUUUUCUGUCGUAAACUGAGGUAUCUUGAUUUAAGUUACAACAAUCUCUCGAACAUUCCAGCUGACAUCGGAAGUCUUCAGAAUCUGCAGUAUUUUGCUGUAACCGCCAAUCGGAUUGAAAAGCUUCCUCCUGAGCUCUUCCAGUGUAAAAAACUACGCACACUGAACCUGGGAAAUAACUACCUGCUGAGUCUGCCUUCACGUUUCGGUGAGCUGAUCAACCUGACGCAGCUGGAGCUCAGAGGGAACGGACUCGAGUGUCUGCCUGUGGAGCUGGGAGAGUGUAAACUCCUGAAGCGCAGCGGCCUGAUUGUGGAGGAGGCGAUUUUCAAUACCCUUCCCACGGAGGUCAAAGAGCAGCUCUGGAGGGCUGAAAAAGAGGCAGCGUGAGAGCAGAAUGCAUAUGAAGCGUACUGUCGCAUUUGAAUACAGAGCUGUACGGAGAAAAAGAGCACAUGGUGGCACAGAGCGGGGUUUUAGGAUUUAAUAUCGCAAGCAACAGUUAUUAAUGAUAGAGGUGGAGGAGAAAGUAGAGAACAUGCUGACUUGAGUAAAAGCACCACCACUCUGGUAAUACUUCUCUCAAAUAAAACGGUAAUAGUAUUCAUCAAAAGUAGUCAUUUUCUUUGUUUUUGUUUCCUUUCUUGGGUUAAGCCACCAAGUGAGAGAUGCUGAGGACGUUAAACAUUCUACAUUUAUAGAGUGAUAGAGUGUUAUCUAUAGACCAGGGGUUUCAUACAUCAGCAUUUUUUGAGUCUUCGAAUGGCCACAAUGUCAGGACAUUCCUUUAUUGUUUUUUUUUUGUUCUUUUUUGUUCUUUUUUUUUCUGGUAUAAUUUUCAUCAGUUAACAUUAAUAAUAGGCUUUGAAAUUAGAAUAAUGGCUACUUCUAGUAAAAACCAGAAAACAGAAGGGCUAACAAAUUCACGUGUACUAUUAGGUUGUAACAUUUAUUUAUUAAACUGUUUCUCAAAUAUAGGAAAAGUGACAUGACAUGUAGAAAGAUAUUUAAUAAUAACUCGCACAGCCUUAUCUCUGCCAUCUGCCUUGUGAUCAAGACCAACGCCUAACCUGUAUUUUUUUACACUCAACAAACUUAGAAGAUUUCGAUUUUAACCACAGCUUUAAUGCUGAUAGAUGUGAACCCAUGUGCACCGUACAGUCUAGACUCCCAUAUAUGGCUGAUGGAUAUAUAAUGAGUGUGCCGUGAAUUCUAUGUGUAAUGGAAAUUAGUAAUAAGGAGUGUGCUACAGGCAGUUUCAAUAUUGUUGUAUGAAAAGUUCACGUAGGCGAAGCAAACGAUACGGAGGGCUGCAUUCAGGCCCAUGGGCUAAUUGCUAUAACCCAUAGCAGCUUGUUGGUAUAUUUUAUACAACCGGCAAUCACGACUGACACUGAAAUGCUCACUCAGCCAGAAAAUGGCUUACCUGUAGUUUGUUUGGGUGUUAAGUCAAAUCCUGUGGAGAUUUUGGAGUUCAACGCGUUUACAGAUCGUAAUCACAUGUUCAUGAGAACUAUUUAAAACUGAAGAGAGUUGAUCAAUUGUGCCAGGGAUUUUCAUCUGUUCUCACAAGGAUUCUCUGUCUCCAGAUAUAUUUUCUAAUUAGUUGCUCAAUCAUAGCUCAGUGGGUGAGACUUUGGCCUUCGGUCUCUGAGCAUCACCAAGUUGCUACUGCUGGACCCUUGGGCAAGGCCUGUAAUCGUCAGCUGCUCAGUUGUAAAAAUAAUAAUUUAAGUGUAGGUUGCUCUGGAUAAGGGUGUAUGCCGUAUAUGUGAGAUAUAUAUAUUAUACACAGAUCAGGCUAAACAUUAUGACCACCUGCCUAAUUUUGAGUUGGUCCCCCCUUUUCUGCCAAAACAGUCCUGACCUGUCGAGCAUUAACAGCAAUACUUCAGCACUUGUAACUACAGUACCUCUUCUGUUGAAUCGGACUCCCCAUGUGCAUCAAUGAGUCUUGGCUGCUCAUGACCUUGUUGCCGGUUCAACACUUUCUUUCUUGGACCACCUUUGAUAGAUACUGACCACUGCAGACCAGGAACAUCCCACAAGAGCUGCAGUUUUGGAGAUGCUCCAACCCAGACGUCUAGACGUCACAACUUGUCAAACUCGCUCACAUCCUUACGCUUACUCAUUUUUCAUGCUUCUAACACGCCAACUGCGAGGACACAAUAUUCAAAUGCUGCCAUAAUGAAUAGAUAAUCAGUGUUAUUCAUUCACUGGUCAUAAUCUUAUGCCUAAUCAGUGUAUAAAUAUACAUUAUAUAUAUGAUGUUAUGUUAUGUUGAACCACAUACUCACAUACUGUAAUAGGAGAACAUGCCAUUUGAUACGUUCCACCCCUGAUUAAUAGCAUGAAGGAUGCACUUUGUUGUAUUAAGGUGUAAAGUAAAGCACUGCACCCUCUGCUUUCAGGUGUCUGGAUUCAGAAAUAAUGAAAACUGAAAUAUAUUUGGGAGUGCAGUUUAUCGUAAUUCUCCAUAGCGGUGAUAUUCUAUUGAAAACGACUGCACACAGUUCUACCUUCAGUGAAUCAAUGCAUCACGAGCACUUUAUAAUCCUGAUUGUGACCAAGGAUCACAAUUAUUACCUUUAAGGUGCGUUUCAAAGUGUACAUCGGAAGCCUGUAAAAUAAAAUGGAUGGAGGCAAGUAGGAAUUUUAUUUGCAACGUAUAAACGUGAUAACAAUAUUAUUUAGUUUAUUAUGUUACCCAGUCUAAAUGCAUGCAAGACGUGUUUGUGAAUAUGUGUGUGUUUGUACACUUAAUAUAACCUGGCUGUCUUGGCACUGUAAUUGGCUAUACAGCCAUUUUUUUUUAUUAGUUAGAUUAUGAAGAUAAGCUGUUCUGCUUCAUGGAAGGGUUUGUACCCCAGGGUUAAACAUGUUCAUUCAGUCCACUUAAUAAUUUCAGCGGCGAAUCCUUCGUUCGUUUAAGAUAAAAAGGAACAGCUGAGCCACCAGUUCGUACACUGUCCGUGUUUGUGUAUCUCUCCACUAUAGUGUGUGAGACUCGGGUCAGUAUUCGGUGUACUGUAAGUGUUUUUGGAGUGUAUGCAUGUUUACAUCACUCGAAUCAACAAUGCAAAUACGACAAACAUGCUGAAACCUGUACACGCGAUUUUUUCCUGUACACAAACUCACACACACGUGGGUGAAUAUCAAUCUUUUUUUAUAGACGACGACUUUUAUUUUUGCGUUCCGUUAUUCAGUGUCAAAUUGAUAACUUGUGCAUUAUUGUACAACUUCUAUGUUCAGUGUUCCACAUUCACUUUUGCACUUAACCUCACUGAAAUUUACAAAGUUUCCGUUUCAUUUCACCGUGAAGAAAAAUGCACUGCUGAUGAGACAAUCAGAGACAUAUUGUGAAGUGCCAUGCGCUCUGCUGGCCUGCGUUCAUCUUUAUGUAAACCCACUUUAUUAGAAUGAAUGUUGUAGGUCAUGUAGCACUGACUUUUCAUGUAGCGAGUUAAGCUGCUUCUCGACAACCUUUUUUUUUUUUUCAAUCAUGCAUUGUUACUUCAGUGUUGAUGUUGUAUUAGUACAAUACACCGUUCCCUAUAGAGUUUUCCAUCAAAUUAAAGUAUAACUCAGGUAAAUUCUACUCUGCUUCAUACUCACUGGUUCAUGAUUCUGCUUCACCUUCUAUGUGAUUCAAUGCCAUUUCUACUUGUUCAUUUGUAUGACAUUUGCUAUGUAAUGUUUUUUUUUUCUCUCGUUUAAUAUCUUGGAACUAUACCUCCACCUAUAAUUCUCUGGUGACUUUAAGGGUCGUAGUGUGGACUGCUAGCUAGAAAAGUCCACUGAAAUCUUUCUAUCGUUAUAUUAUUUUAUCAUUUAAAACCUUUUAAACACAGAAAAUCUGCAUCUAAGUGUUUUGAAUGUGUACAAUUCUCCUCUUCCAGUCUCAUGCAGUGUAGCCAUUUUCCUCACUGACUAAAAUUAAUAUGAUUUCUUGUACGCUGUUCUUUUUGUUUGUUUUUGCUUGAUUUGCCCGGACAGCACCAACUAGUAUUGUAACAAUAUUAGAUACCACACGUCAUGUACAUUUUAUUAUUCUGGCAUCGGUGUGCGGAUGUUUACAUCCUUUUUUCAUUUCCUAAUCACUUGUCAUUAUGUGGUUAAUGUAAUUGAAAUUUAUUUGAUUGAAAUUUAUUAAACUCGAA
This is a messenger RNA of Silurus meridionalis, 6628 nucleotides long. RefSeq names its product leucine rich repeat containing 8 VRAC subunit Ab (gene lrrc8ab). The record is from RefSeq and is a predicted model, not a curated record. Bases 486 to 2858 code for a protein of 790 amino acids. Lineage: Eukaryota; Metazoa; Chordata; Actinopteri; Siluriformes; Siluridae. Gene Ontology annotation, molecular function: protein binding. The transcript has 4 exons.